AGCACAGUUAGCGGUGAAAGCAGCGUAAUCAACACAAGAGCAUUAGUGCCAGCAACUCCUAUCAUAAUUAAUAAUUAAAUGCGUGCGCAAGCAAAGCAACGCCAAUGUACAAACAAACUGAAAGAGCCACUUUAACAGAUCGCCGUCAGGUGGCAUUGUGGUUCACCUGGUCAUGCCUCACGCUGCACUGCCUCGGCAGUGUCGGUGUCGCGUCGGCGCUGGACUGGCAACAGGUUAAGCCGAUGUACCUGGUCUCCAUGUACCCGGGUCCGUUCGGUCUCUCCACCUCCUCGUCCUCCUCCCUCUCCUCCACGUCCCCCUUUUCCGGUUCCCUCGAACACGACGCGGAAAUGAGUGCCAGCAGUGUGGAGAGUCGCCAUAUCAAGGAUGACGGAGCCGGUGGUUUCAGCGAAGAGGACCUCGAGGAACGCGAGCCUCUCGUACUGAAUCUGGAGACAACGCCGCUGCUGGAGAAGAUGCUGCCGGAGGGCGCCAUGGCCAUGGAUCGGAUCUUUGGCGGAAACGUGGGAAACCCCCAUUGCUUCCCUUACCAGGUGGGCAUGCUCCUGCAGCGACCCAAAGGUCUGUACUGGUGUGGAGGCUCACUCAUCUCCGAGCAGUACGUUCUCACCGCCGCCCACUGCGUGGACAUGGCCAAGCGGGCUCUAGUUUUCCUGGGCGCCAAUGAGAUCAAGAAUGCCAAGGAGAAGGGUCAGGUGCGUCUGAUGGUUCCCAGCAGUAACUUCCAAAUCUAUCCCACCUGGAAUCCCAAAAGGCUGAAGGACGACAUUGCCCUAGUGCGAUUGCCGCAUGCAGUUAGCUUUAAUGAGCGCAUCCAUCCCAUCCAACUGCCCAAGCGCCAUUAUGAGUACCGCAGUUUUAAGAACAAGCUGGCUAUCGCCUCGGGAUGGGGUCGCUACGCCACCGGGGUGCAUGCCAUCAGCAACGUGCUCCGCUACGUUCAACUACAAAUCAUUGACGGAAGGACAUGCAAGUCCAACUUUCCGCUCUCCUAUCGCGGAACUAAUAUCUGCACCAGUGGUCGGAAUUCCCGAUCAACCUGCAACGGUGACUCCGGAGGACCUCUGGUUCUCCAGCGAAGACACUCAAAGAAACGGGUGCUGGUGGGCAUCACAUCGUUUGGCAGUAUAUAUGGCUGCGACCGGGGAUACCCGGCAGCCUUCACCAAGGUGGCUUCAUAUCUGGAUUGGAUCAGCGACGAGACAGGCGUCAGCUCUCACCAGGACACCACGGAGGCGAUAUUCUUUGACCAGUACGUACGGGAGUAUGGGAAGCCCAGGCAGAGCCGUAGACUAGAGACCGAGGAGCAGCCAGACGACGAUGUCCCCGACGAACUGGAUGUUCAUCCUAAUCCGAUUUCCGAAGAGGAUCUCUCCGAAAUCGUCACUCAUCGAACCCGCACCCGCCCACAGUCUGCAGAACACGAGUUCUAUUUCUUGUAAUCCAAAAAUAAACAUUUAUUUUAAGCUC
Molecule: messenger RNA, 1491 nt
Organism: Drosophila bipectinata
Lineage: Eukaryota; Metazoa; Arthropoda; Insecta; Diptera; Drosophilidae
Product: chymotrypsin BI
Biological process (GO): proteolysis
Molecular function (GO): serine-type endopeptidase activity
Source: RefSeq, a predicted model, not a curated record